This is a messenger RNA of Chenopodium quinoa (quinoa), 1388 nucleotides long. Its product is annotated as feruloyl CoA ortho-hydroxylase 1-like. NCBI's taxonomy places the organism in Eukaryota, Viridiplantae, Streptophyta, Magnoliopsida, Caryophyllales, Amaranthaceae. The transcript is spliced from 2 exons. The coding region runs from base 91 to 1182 and encodes 363 amino acids. The record is from RefSeq and is a predicted model, not a curated record.
UAAUAACCUUUGCUUUAUCAUUAUCUUAAGGAUUUUGCUUAGCUUCCCUUAACCACUCGAUUUAAGAUAAUUAUUUUCCUGCUAACAAUAAUGCCAACCACUUCAAUUACAUACCUUGAAAAUACCAAAGAUUAUGUCCUAAAUAAAGGACAUGGUGUUAAGGGUCUAGCUGAUAUGGGCAUAAAAUCUUUGCCUAACCAAUACAUUCAACCGGAAGAAGAAAGGUUCGAUCUAGACAAAAUCAUCCUUACAAACAAUGGUGAAAAUAAUUCGAUCCCCAUUAUCGACAUGUCAAAUUUAGACGAUCAUGCAAUGAAAACCCUAAUUUGUAAUGCUGCGGAGAAAUGGGGUUUCUUCCAGCUUAUCAAUCACGGUAUGCCUCUUAAUGUACUUGAGGAUGUCAAGGCUGCGACGUAUCGGUUUUUUGAGUUGUCUGCUCAAGAGAAGAGCAAGUUCCUAAAGGAAAAUUCUCCUACCAACAAUGUGAGGUAUGGUACUAGCUUUGUGCCUGAAGUUGAAAGGGCGUUGGAAUGGAAGGAUUACCUUAGCCUCUUUUUUGUGUCCGAGAAGGAAGCCCUUGCUUGUUGGCCACUUGCAUGCAGGGCUGAAGCAUUGGAAUACAUGAAGAGUUCUGAAUUUGUAAUAAGAAAUCUACUGAAGAUCCUUAUGAAGGGAUUAAACAUCCAUGAAAUUGAUGAGAGGAAAAAAACGCUUUUGAUGGGCACAAAAAGAAUCAAUCUUAAUUACUACCCAAAAUGCCCUAACCCCGAGUUAACGGUCGCAGUAGGGCGACAUUCAGAUGUAUCAACCCUAACUAUCCUUCUUCAAGAUGACGUCGGUGGGCUAUAUGUUCGAGGAUUAGAUGGUGAGAGUUGGAUUCAUGUACCUCCUAUCGAUGGUGCUCUUGUAAUCAAUAUUGGUGAUGCGCUUCAAAUACUUAGCAAUGGUAAGUACAAGAGUGUUGAACACCGUGUGAUUGCGAAUGGACAAAAGAAUAGAGUUUCUAUACCAAUUUUUGUGAAUCCAAGGCCAAAUGAUGUAAUUGCUCCAUUUGAAGAAUUAAUGGAAGGAGGAGAUAAGCCAAAAUAUAAAGAGAUACUUUACUCAGAUUAUGUCAAGUAUUUCUUCAAAAAGGCUCAUGAUGGUAAAGCCACGAUCGAUUUUGCUAAGAAUACCAAUUGACGUCUUGACGAUACUAGCUAGGAUAAACCCUAGAUUAUUGAACUUGAGUUUGUCGUUGCAAUAAGUUAUGUUGAUGCUUUAAAAAAUCAGAAAUUCUUGUGUGGACCUGCUCCACAAUAAUAUUAUUGUGGACUUGAGAUUUAAAUACACGCAUAAUUAAUGUUAUUUGGAAUAUAGUAAUCGUAAUUUUAACAUAGUGUCCUUAU